AUGGCCAACGAGAUCGUCGCCUUCCUCAAGGCGCACCAGCGCCAGAUCAUCCGCUACGGCAAGAAGCUUUUCUUUUUCCUCAAGAAGAAGCAGGCCAGCGGCGGCGCGGGCGGCCAUAGCCAGGCGCAGCAGCCGCAGCAGCACCAGCAGCAGCAGGGCGGCGCGUGGCAGCAGCCGCAGCAGCCGUGGCAGCAACAGCAGCAGCAGGGCUAUCCGCAGCAGCAGCAGGGAUACGGCCAGCAGCAGCAGGGCUAUGGCCAGCAGCAGCAGGGAUAUGGCGGCCCGCAGCAGCACGGCGGAUGGCAGGCGGGCCAGGGCCAUGGCAUGCCGGCCACGCAUGCGCCGGGCGUCAAGCCCAACCACGGUCGCUACGAUGACAACCAGGUGAACCAGGCCAACGAGCGCUACCAGCAGCUGCGCAACUCGGCGCGCUCCGAGGGCGACGCCAUGGCGCGCUGCUUCGACGCCUCGCACAAGGCCUACUCGUCGGGCGACGGCGCCCGCGCCAAGCAGCUCAGCAACGAGGGCAAUGACCACAAGCGCCGCAUGAACGACUUCAAUCAGCAGGCGGCCGACUGGAUCUUCAAGGCGAACAACGAGGACUCGGCGGAGAACGAGGUUGACCUGCACGGCCUCUACACGGCCGAGGCCAUCGAGCGCACCGAGCGAGCCGUGCGCGAGGCGCAGCAGCAGGGCAAGCCGGAGCUGCGUGUCAUCGUCGGCAAGGGCCUGCACUCCAAGGACCACGUCGCGCACAUCAAGCCGGCCAUCGAGAAGCUCAUGCGCGACUACAAUCUCUCUGCGCAGCUGGACCCGCACAACUCCGGCGUGCUCGUCGUGCACCUUGGCGGCGGCGGUGGCGGCACGCGCGACGCUGGCGGCUUCACGCGCGAGCUCGCCAAGCAGGCGAGCGGCAACGAGGAGCAGUGCUCGGUCAUGUAG
Tilletiopsis washingtonensis is the source of this 942-nucleotide messenger RNA. RefSeq names its product DUF1771-domain-containing protein. Bases 1 to 942 code for a protein of 313 amino acids. The record is from RefSeq and is a predicted model, not a curated record. Lineage: Eukaryota; Fungi; Basidiomycota; Exobasidiomycetes; Entylomatales. The transcript has 5 exons.